Messenger RNA from Entelurus aequoreus (snake pipefish), 3035 nucleotides. It is a transcript of the gene acss2, whose product is annotated as acyl-CoA synthetase short chain family member 2. Lineage: Eukaryota; Metazoa; Chordata; Actinopteri; Syngnathiformes; Syngnathidae. Gene Ontology annotation, cellular component: cytoplasm. The coding region runs from base 574 to 2664 and encodes 696 amino acids. Gene Ontology annotation, molecular function: acetyl-CoA synthetase activity. The transcript is spliced from 19 exons. The record is from RefSeq and is a predicted model, not a curated record. Gene Ontology annotation, biological process: acetyl-CoA biosynthetic process.
GUUUCAAGUUUACGUGUGAAGAGUUUUUAACAAUCGGAGCUUUUACCAGCGUCGUUGAAGGCACCGUAGCCGUGAUUGGCUGCUGUCGAGGCCAAGGCGAGUUCACUGCCUCACAUUAUUGUGACUUCUGCGUGCCAUAACGGGGACAAAAGUAGACUUUGUCACCGCCACGACUCUCCCGGAGCACUCCGCCAACACCUCUCCACUCGGCACCUGCACCCAGAGCUCAACUAGUCAUCCCAAAGUGUUUUUUUUGCACCCGGAGUGGCUGAAGGACGGGACCUCGUAUCGGCGCGUGAAUGCAUCUUGUUGUAGUUAGCUUAGCUUAGCUUAGCUUAGUUUAGCUAGUCCUCCACAACGCGACAUUCUCCUUCGCGGUGGCCGUUCCCGAGCUCCAGGACCCGGUAGCAUUAGGACAGGGGGCACGCCUCGCCGAACCAGCCCAGAACAAGUCAACAAGUCUGCCGCAAAGGAAGGUGGUGUAAGCGCGCCAAACCUGAAGGAGCCCAGCGGCUCGAAGCCUGGUCCUCCUCCUGUCCUCCUGUCGUCCGCAGCCCCGCUCGCCCUCCCGACAUGAUUCCCGACAAGGUGCCGAAGGAAGAUGUGUUUUACGGGGCGGAGGAGAUGCGGAGGGGCGCUCACGUCCCCACCUUCGACAUGUACAAAGACAUGUACAUGCAGUCUGUUGAGGACCCUGACAAGUUCUGGGGCGACGUGGCCAAGGACUUCUUCUGGAAGAGCAAACACACGGGACCCUUCCUGGACUACAACUUUGAUGUCACCAAAGGGGAAAUCUUCACCAAGUGCAUGGCGGGCGCCUCCACCAACAUCUGCUACAACGUCCUCGACCGCAACGUCCACGAGAGGAAGCUGGGGGACAAAGUGGCCUUCCACUGGGAAGGCAACGAGCCGGGCGACGAGUCGACGGUGACGUACAGGGAGCUGCUGCACGACGUCUGCCGCUUUGCCAACGUGCUGAAGUCCCAGGGUGUGAGGAAAGGCGAGCGCGUGGCCAUCUACAUGCCCAUGGUGGUGGAGCUGGUGGUGGCCAUGCUGGCCUGCGCUCGCAUUGGAGCCGUCCACUCCAUCGUGUUUGCAGGGUUCUCUGCCGAGUCUCUGAGUGACAGGAUCAUGGACUCUCAGUGCUCCCUGCUGGUCACUGCAGAUGGCUUCUAUCGAGGAGAUAAGCUGAUCAACCUGAAGAUCUUAGCCGACGAAGCACUGCAGAAGUGCAGGGACAAGGGCUUCCCACUCCACAGGUGCAUUGUGUUGAAACAUUUAUCCAAAGAAGCACAAGAGACUAUUCUCAGCUGUCCUCCUGCCAAAAGGUCCUGCCCUGACCUGCAGGACAAAGAGACGAGCAGAGUAAAGAAAAGUCGUCCUGUCCCACAGGUGCCGUGGAACCCGGAAGUGGACCGCUGUUGGCACGCUCUGGUCGCCGCGGCGUCGGACGAGUGUGAGCCCGAGUGGUGCGAGUCGGAAGAGCCUCUCUUCAUCCUCUACACCAGCGGCUCCACAGGCAAACCCAAGGGGGUCUUGCACACGCUCAGCGGCUACAUGCUCUACACCGCCGCCACCUUCAAGCUGGUCUUUGACCACCAGCCGGACGACGUCUACUGGUGCACGGCUGACAUCGGCUGGAUCACCGGACACUCCUACAUCACCUACGGCCCGCUGGCCAACGGGGCCACCAGCGUCUUGUUCGAGGGUCUUCCCACCUACCCUGACGUGAGUCGCAUGUGGCAGAUAGUGGACAAGUACCGUGUCAGCAAGUUCUACACCGCACCCACCGCCAUCAGACUGCUGAUGAAGUACGGCAAUGAGCCGGUGCAGAAGUACAAGCGUGACUCUCUGAAGGUUCUGGGCACUGUGGGAGAGCCCAUCAACCCUGAGGCCUGGCACUGGUACUUCUCUGUGGUGGGAGACAGCAGGUGUCCCAUUGUAGACACCUUCUGGCAGACUGAGACUGGUGGACAUGUGCUGACUCCUCUGCCUGCAGCCACACCCAUGAAGCCAGGCUCUGCUACGUUUCCAUUCUUCGGGGUGGUGCCCGCCAUCCUGAACGAGUCUGGCGAGGAGCUGGAGGGUCCGAGCGAAGGUUACCUGGUGUUCAAGCAGCCGUGGCCCGGCGUGAUGAGGACGGUGUACGGGAACCACGGAAGGUUCCAGAGCACCUACUUCAAGAAGUUCCCGGGUUACUACGUGACCGGAGAUGGCUGCCGCAGGGACAAGGACGGAUAUUACUGGAUCACUGGGAGGAUCGACGACAUGCUCAACGUCUCAGGUCACCUGCUGAGCACGGCGGAGGUGGAGUCGGCGCUGGUGGAGCACGAGGCGGUGGCGGAGGCGGCGGUGGUGGGCCGGCCACACCCCGUGAAGGGAGAGAGUCUGUACUGCUUCGUCACGCUAGGUGUUGGACGCACCUUCAACCGCACGCUGGAGGCACAGCUCAGGAAACAAGUGAGGGAGAAGAUCGGCGCCAUCGCCACACCAGACUACAUCCAGGACGCGCCAGGACUCCCCAAGACCAGAUCAGGCAAGAUCAUGCGGCGCGUGCUACGCAAGAUUGCACGUGGCGACAAAGACCUGGGCGACAUCUCCACCUUGGCUGACUCCUCUGUGGUGGAGCAACUCUUCCUCAACCGAUGUCACCCUGCCCUCUGACCUGGACACACCCAGGACCAGGACCAGACCCAGGACACCCUGGUCAGGACUCGGGACAUCAUCAUCUAACAUUAUGAGCAAGAAUAAAUAAAAUAAUAAUAUUGCAUCUAAAUAAUAAAAUAUAAUAAUGUUGGUGUGUGAGCGACAGUUUCCUAUUUCCACUUCCUGUUAAUUACAUGUUAAUUACACACUUUCCUCAGUUUUACAUCUGUCUGUUUUGGGAACAUCAUUUGUUGAAACUCUACUUCCUGUCUGCUAUUUUCAACUUAUUACUAUUUGGUUUUUCAAACUGGAGGAAAAAACAAAACAUUGAGGUUUUUGAAUAAAAGACCAAGAAUGGAGAUGUUUUUUUUAACCAAAUAAAAAAUGAA